Messenger RNA from Mugil cephalus (flathead mullet), 2831 nucleotides. RefSeq names its product sentrin-specific protease 5-like. NCBI's taxonomy places the organism in Eukaryota, Metazoa, Chordata, Actinopteri, Mugiliformes, Mugilidae. Bases 725 to 2239 code for a protein of 504 amino acids. The transcript has 10 exons. Gene Ontology annotation, cellular component: nucleus. The record is from RefSeq and is a predicted model, not a curated record. Gene Ontology annotation, biological process: protein desumoylation. Gene Ontology annotation, molecular function: deSUMOylase activity.
AAGAAGAAGAAGUACAGUGACGCAAAUCAGAUGCGACUCUCUCAUUUUGCAGUGGAUAUUAUGCGUAGGCAUGAAUACUAUCCACUAGAUAGUAUCCUGUAGGCUCGGAGGCUCAAACAUUGUGUCGUAUAUAAAAAAGCAGAGUUACUGUGCAGGAGGCAGACAUGGCACAUUUCCAUCAGACGUGAGUCGAAAUCGCUCCGUGGUCUCAGUGAGACAAACGAGGCAGUGACGGACGGUAAGGCUGUGCGUGUGUGUUUUUAGCUGCGGAAACACGCGAUGAGAAGAAACCAAGCCAACAUGUGUUGUCUGGUGCCCUGAAGGAAAUCACAUGUUUAUAUUUUUGGCACGUGCUCGCAGCUGGUUAGACUGUGUAGCGAACGCCACAGGAACACAAGGCCAAGACAAAGACUGUCUUUGAUAAUUCUGCCAAAUCAUCGGUGAUCCCCGAGACACACCAGUGUCCAGUAUCACCUCUCCACUCAAAGUCUGCUCUGGCAUCGCUGAUAUCAGCUGGCCUGAAGCAUCAAUGGUAAGCUAAUCUGAGAGCAUGGCAUGGGAAGGGAGUAUGUCCCCCUUACAAAAAAGAAACAAACAAAAUCCAGAUUCAACACUGUUGCAUUUGAGCUGACUGACCCGCGGACAUCGGACAAAAGGAUUCCUACAGCUUCAUGCUCUCAUGUGAGUCUCCACCACCUUAUUCAGUCUCUGCCUGAUGCAUUGAAUGCAUCGAAUGACGAGCCACCAGAGCAGAGCAGAAUACUUGAAGAAGGGGAAGGCAUUCAUGUCACCGUUCAGUGGAGUGUCUCACCUGUGUAGGCGAGCUAAGAGACGCUUAUAUUGCAAAUUACAACUCUGGAUGUGGAGGAAGCGGAGAGAGAAGUGCCGGUUUUGGGUUGCGAGGGCUAAAAAACGGGUGUGUGGGAUCACCUCUGGCUUUCGCCCCUUUCCGGUUUUAAAGACACAGUCACAGGAAAGCAAAGGGAUUCACGCGCUAAAAAUAGAACACGCCGAGGUGAAGACUUCAUCGUGUCUGUGUGGGAGUGGAUGUUCAGAGGACGCCUUUAGACGGCAGAACAGCCGGCCGAAGCUGAGUGACAGCCUCUCAGGAACACUUGGUGGUUCCAGCUGCUCGCAGAGCCACAUUACUGACGCAGAUGUUGCUGGAGAGACCUUCAGUCAAACCACUACAACACUGCUUAGUCAAAUCCCUUUAAAAUGUAUUCACACUGACAAACCCGUGCAGAGUACACACAGUAAUGCACGUGGAGGUAUUAGACAGUUUACAGUUCCAAGGACUAUGCUGGCAAAAAGGCUUGAGGUUGACGGCCCAUCAGGACAAUACACAACUGUUACUCCAAGUAAGGACCAGACUACAAACGUGGACACUGAUGAGAGAAGUAGCUGUACAAACACAAUGUCCUCUCAGACUUGUAUCAGCCUUAAAGCACUGAAUAAAGCCACCCAGGAAUUUCUUGAUGACUUCUACAGAAUAUACGGAAGUUUCAUCCCGCUACGCAACAGCGACGUGUUCCGACAUCUGAACAGGAAGUUUGACACUGACCUCAGUGACAGGAAAAAUGUAAUCUUCGCAGAGGUCGCUAGAUACAGCACAGCCAUCAGUCAGAAGCCUGUUAUAUCUUUCCGGGUGGUCUACAAAAAGCACACACUGACACUGGAGGAUUUGUUGACACUGGCGGAUCAGAACUGGCUCAAUGACCAGAUCAUGAACAUGUACGGAGAACUGAUCGUGGAAGCGUCGCAUCACAAGGUCCAUUUCCUCAACAGCUUCUUCCACCGGCAGCUCAUGACUAAAGGAUAUGAUGGCGUCAAGCGGUGGACAAAACAGGUGGAUUUGUUUUCUAAGAGUCUGCUCUUGGUGCCCAUCCACCUGGAGGUUCACUGGUGUCUGGUGACAGCUGACAUUGUCAGAAAGAAAAUCUGCCUUUACGACUCUCAAGGCAUCGCUCUGCUGAAGGUUGCGAGGAACAUUCUGAAAUACUUGAUGACGGAAGCAAAAGAGAAGCGUCAAGCGGCUUUUGAAAACGGUUGGAUGGUGUCAUUUGAUGAGAAAGUUCCACAACAGACCAAUGAGAAUGACUGUGGCGUUUUUGUCUUGGAGUAUUCUCGAUGCCUGGCCCUGACGAGGCCGCUCCGUUUUUCCCAAAAGGACAUACCAAAGAUUCGAAAGAGGAUCUACAAAGAACUCUGUGAUCGCAAGCUCCACGAACAGGACUGACCCAGCACAGGUUUACAGUCGUAUGUAUAUAGCGGUGAUGAUAUGUGCUGCUUCUGAUUAUGAUAUGAAACCAGUGGCGUCACAGUCAUUAGUAGCCUUACAGCACAUGUCUGGCCGCCGGUGGAGAGCAUCAGUCUUAAACCAAGUGCACUGUUCCGACUUAACUCUUGACUGCAUUUAUAUGUUCAAUAUUUAAUCAGGCAUGUUAUUUAAGAAGCUAUAUUUAUGUGUGAACUUGGGAGUUUACAGGUAUGAAGUGCACCAGCACAGCCUUACUGAAUGUGUCACUGUGCGUGUGUGUGUGUGUGUGUGUGUGUGUGUGUGUGUGUGUGUCUGUCUGUCUGUGUCUGUCUCUGUCUCUGUCUGUGUGUCUGUGUGUCUGUGUGUGUGUCUGUGUGUGUCUGUGUGCGCGCGUGUGUGGGGGUGUCUGUUCGUUCUGGUGUUACCUUUUUACAUGAAGUCUCCUUCCCCGUGUGUGCGCCCUAGUUUACCUGUUAGCACCAGAUGACUGAAUCCAAGUGAGUUCUGUCCAGUGUUUCACAAAAGUGACAUGGAUGUAAAGUUUUAAAUAAAAGCUGCCAUUUUCCAAAUA